AUGCCCCUAUUUCGAGAUCCGGAUCGGAGGCGUCAUUAUCUAUGGUCGCCCGACCAUGGCAAUGGUGAACAACCGACCGCAGGGUCCUCGCAGCUCCAGCUAAAUGAUCUCAGUCACCUUGAGGGUGAGGUAGCUGCUCCAGAAAUGGCAACCAACUCUAUGCAUUCAACGGCGUUGAAUCCGCCCAAGUCGUGGGCGAAUGAUCGGGAGGAGCUCAUCCACCGUAUCAAAGAAUCUUCGCCUUGGAGACUUCAACAUAUGUCCCCGGAUAAGGACAACAAAGAUUUAUUUAUCUCUCAAACUUCACGGGAGCAGUCUCAAAGAGCAGCAAGAGAGUAUGGAAGCCGCUCUCUCAACGAAGAACGUCAUAUCAAUGCGACAGAGGAACUGGGAUCGCCGGCCGAUAUCCAGAGACCUCGGUCAGCGUUACACUCCGGUGAUUUCAGGGAAGGUGCCACAGAUUCCCAUGACUCACACGCUCCACGGUCCCCCUUUACUGACCGGAGCUCGGCUUCUCCAUUUGCUCAUUUGAGCUCCUCGCCCACUACUCCUUGGUUCGGAGCACAGGCGUUGCCCUCCGGUUUACGAAAGACAGGCACAUCGAAUGAACACCCUCAGUCCGAUGUUAUCCUGGAUGCUCGCGCUGGUGCACCGGCGGUGGGCUCAUUCUCGUCAAGUUAUGUUCUGAAAGCUCCUACCAGUCCUCUGGUAUACCAAGCGAAUAACACCGACUUGGACUUUUCGUCCCGUGUUGACCAUGAGGACGUUUUGGAGCAUUUAGACAGAAAAAACCGCCGCCGUACUUUGCCACCAGAGACCUUCCGCAAUCUCCAAUUCUCCUUGCCAAGCAAUCAAAUUCUCAACUCUAGCGGUCCAUCUCCCCCCGGACGGCAGCAUGAUGUCUUCACAAAUCAAACAUCUUUGCCUCGCCGGUCAUUGACUUCAUCGUAUAGUCUUCAACUUGCACCGACCCCCGGGGGGCAGAUCCCACCAUCGCGAGUAAGACGGCCGUCUUUCGUCUCUGACAUCUCGUCAAACCAUCACGCGCCGAUGGUGGGCUCUUACGAGGAAUCGAUAUUACGCGGGAGAAUGUCAAUGAAUCCUUCCAAGCCGCUGGAUUUCACGGCUCAGAUUGGUGUCCUGGGCAAGGGGAAUUGCAAAGGUCAUUUAAAAUGUCCGCCACAUGUUACAGUGCCAUUUCCGGUUGUCUUCUACAGUUAUCCGACCUCCGGGUCCGGCCGCUCAAUCUCAGAUGACAAUCCAAGUCCCUAUGCAUUCCCGCCACAGGUGGAGCAAAUGAUACUCCUGCAUGUGCUGAAUCACGACGCCACCGGGAAAAGAAGAAUCGCACGUCAGAAUCGCCUAAAUGUCCCCCGGGGGGGGUCUUACCGCAUUCCGCAACAAGGUCAACUACAAAUCAUAAUCAAAAACCCGCACAAAACCGCGGUAAAGCUUUUCCUAGUUCCAUACGACCUCGGUGAUAUGGAACCUGGCACAAAGACCUUCAUUCGGCAACGCAGCUAUUCGGCAGGUCCGAUUAUCGAUAUGCCGCUCAGUGCACGGAAAAAUUAUGGGACCGAUCGCCCUGAAGCUUCCUUGAAUCCCACAGAAGACCCUCAGGACAAACCCACGUUACGAUACCUCAUUCAUCUAAACAUCUGUUGUCCCGCGCGCGGUCGCUUUUACCUACAUUCGACUAUUCGCGUGGUGUUUGCAAACCGCGUUCCGGACGGCAAGGAGAAACUACGGAAUGAGAUCCAAAAUCCUGAGCCUCGAUACAGCCCGUACAAGCCCUCCCGAGAGUCUUCCAUCUCGAGCACUGCGAGCGCAAAUACGCGCCUGGGAACUGAACAAGCUUCUCGCAGACUGAGUGUGGGCCAGGGAGCGACCCCUCGUCUGCACCCACAUGUGUCAAGCGGGUUCCCCUCACAGCUAGAUGCGCCAAGACCCGUGGAUGUUACAGGUGGCCCUGAAAAUAAUGCUCCCUCGCAUAGUGUGUCUCGGUACAACGAGCUCACCAGAGGCGACGAGGCUUACGGACGUCAUGCUCGUAUAUCGAAUCCAGUCGUCUCAGAAUCUGGCGAGAGCCUUCUUGCCAAAAGACUCCGAGGCCUCGAUGUGCACAGGUCGGAGUCCACAGUAGAUGAACGACAUCCACGCAAAUUGGGCCUUUAUGAUCGACCAUCUCCUACCCACAGCCACCAUCCUCGCUGA
Molecule: messenger RNA, 2214 nt
Organism: Penicillium psychrosexuale
Lineage: Eukaryota; Fungi; Ascomycota; Eurotiomycetes; Eurotiales; Aspergillaceae
Exons: 3
Coding region: 1-2214 (737 amino acids)
Source: RefSeq, a predicted model, not a curated record